AUGGAGGCCAGCCCGGAGAGCCCCAACCGGGCGGUGGAGUACCUCCUGGAACUCAACAACAUUAUCGAGAGCCAGGCCAAGCUCCUGGAGAGCCAACGGCGCCGUAUAGAGGAGCUGGAAGGACAGCUGGAGCGGAUCAGCCGGGAGAACCGAGAGCUCCGACGGGACGACGGGAAGCGGCCUUCGCUCCCCGCCGAGGGAGGAACCGUCCGCGGGAGGUUGAGUCGAGGUCUCUCCUGCGGGGAGAAAGACGCCGGAAGAAACACGCCGCCGCGGUCCGCCUCGGUUCCCGGCACCCUGGCCGUCUCGGUCGGCUCUCCGAGCUUCUUGGGCGGCACAGUCGGCCUCCAUCAGUACUGCUGCCUCCCCGCCGAGGUGGCGGGACGGCGGCUGGACAGUGCGGAGGUGGAAUCCCAGUUUCCGGGGGAGUCUGGCGCCCGCCGGCCGGCCCCUGCCUCCGUUGCCCCGUCCCCCGCCUCCAGGGCCCCGCCCACCUGCUCUUCGGCCGACUUGGCCUGGGCCUUGCGAUCGCGCCACCGUCCCGCCAGCCUCGCCCUUCGCAAGCAGGAGGAGGAAGAGAACAAAAGAUGCAAAGCGCUCUCUGACAGUUAUGAACUCUCCACAGAUCUGCAGGAUAAGAAGGUGGAAAUUUUGGAGCGAAAGUACGGGGGCUCUUUCGUGAGUCGGAGGGCGGCCAGGAUCAUCCAGACAGCCUUCAGGCAGUACCGCAUGAACAAGAACUUUGAACGGCUCCGAAGCUCCGCCUCCGAGAGCCGCAUGACGCGUCGCAUCAUCCUCUCCAACAUGAGGCUUCAGUACUCUUUUGACGAGCGCCAGCCUCAGCAGCAGGCACAGACGCAGACCAACUUCACCCACAGCGUGGCUAUCGGACCCCCACAUUCCCCUGACCCCCACCGCCCGGGAGACUUCUCCCGCUUGGAGGAUACCUUCUCCAAACAGGUCAAGUCCCUAGCCGACUCAAUCGACGACGCUCUGACCUGCCGCGCAGGUCGCGACGACUCCCGAGAAGGCGGUGGUCCAGUUGAAGAUUUCGGGGAGUGUUUAUGGGGCAGGGGUGGCGACCCGUCCUCUCAACGCAGUUCGAGCGAGCGAGCCCGGGACAGCACGGCAACUUCCUACAGCGAUGUCACACUCUACAUGGAUGAUGGGGCGCCAUGCUCCCCACUCUCUCCGGACCGGGCGCCUAGCAGCACCGACACAGAAUACUGGGGCCCCGGCGGGGGCGCGGGAGUUCGUGAAGACAGCAGGGACACAGAAGGAGGGGGCAGCAGUAACAGCCGGCGCAGUACCCCGUGCACAGAGUGUAGGGACUACCGUCUGAGGGGGGCGCAUCUACCCCUCCUCACCAUUGAACCGCCCAGCGACAGCUCAGUUGACAUGAGCGACCGUUCCGAUCGGGGCUCUCUAAGCAGGCAGCCGGUCUACGAGCGGGAAUCCGGGGCGGGGGCCGGCUCUCCUCAGGGAACCCUCAAACAUGGCCACGCACCACCAGCGCCACCACCACCAUCUGUCCACCGGCACCAGUACCCGGACGGUCCCUCGCCAUCUCCGUUGCCCCAGAACCCCCCCGCGGCCCCUCCAUCGUCCUCCUCGUCAGCGGCUCCGCCCUCCGGGGGGGGUUCAGAGCAACAGUGCUGCUCGGACGGAGACAAUGACUCUCUCAACUCCAGCAGCAACUCCAACGAAACUGUCAACUGCAGCUCGGGUUCCUCGUCGCAAGACAGCCUCCAAGAACCGCUGCCCCCUCUAGGGAAGCAAACCUAUCAGAGGGAGAGUCGGCACAGCUGGGACUCACCGCCUUUCAAUAGCGACGUGGUGCAGAGACGCCAAUACCGCAUCGGCCUCAAUCUCUUCAACAAGAAGCCUGAGAAAGGGAUUCAGUACCUGAUUGAACGAGGCUUUGUAUCAGACACUCCGGUCGGAAUCGCCCGUUUCAUCCUGGAGAGGAAAGGUCUGAGCAGGCAGAUGAUCGGAGAGUUCUUGGGGAACAGGCAGAAGCAAUUCAACAAGGACGUUCUCGACUGUUUGGUGGAUGAGAUGGACUUCUCUGGAAUGGACCUGGACGACGCCUUGAGGAAGUUCCAAGCUCAGAUUAAAGUUCAAGGAGAAGCACAAAAAGUGGAACGUCUCGUCGAGGCCUUCAGUCAGAGAUACUGCGUGUGCAAUCCGCUUCUGGUUCGGCAGUUCCAGAACCCGGACACCAUCUUCAUCUUGGCCUUCGCUAUCAUUCUUCUCAACACCGACAUGUACAGCCCCAACGUCAAAGCGGAGAGGAAGAUGAAGCUGGAGGAUUUUAUCAAGAAUCUAAGAGGUGUGGAUAACGGUCAGGAUAUUCCAAGGGACCUUCUGGUUGGGAUCUACCAGAGGAUCCAGAAAUGGGAGCUGAGGACCAACGAUGAUCAUGUGUCACAAGUGCAGGCGGUGGAGAGAGUUCUUGUCGGCAAGAAGCCUGUGCUGUCCCUCCCCCAUCGCAGGCUGGUAUGUUGCUGCCAGCUGUACGAGGUGCCCGAUACCAACAGACCGCAAAGAAUUGGCCUCCAUCAGCGUGAGGUCUUUCUCUUCAAUGACCUUUUAGUGGUGACCAAAAUCUUUCAGAAGAAGAAAAGCUCAGUGACAUACAGUUUUAGACACUCUUUCCCUCUGGUGGAGAUGCAAGUUCACAUGUUCCAGAACUCCUACUAUCCUCACGCCAUCCGCCUGACCUCGGCAGUUUUGGGCGGGGAGAGAAAAGUUCUCAUCGUUUUCUUGGCCCCAAGUCAGCAAGACCGCACGCGAUUCGUUAGCGAUUUACGGGAGAGCAUCGCUGAAGUACAAGAGAUGGAGAAAUACAGAGUGGAAUCGGAGUUGGAGAAACAGAAAGGCGUGACGCGGCCCGGAUUGCUGAGUGGAGGCACGGUCGGAAGCACGGCCAGCGUCAAGAGCGACAUCGUAAACGGGACGGGUUUCGACGAUAACUGCUCCAUCGGCGAAGGGCUCAAACGCAGCGCGCUCAGCUCGUCUCUCAGGGACUUAUCGGACACAGGCAAGCGCGGUCGGAGGAACAGUGUCGGUUCUCUGGACAGUACUAUGGAAGGUUCCAUCAUUAGCAGUCCGCAGCCCCACCAACGCUACCCGCCGCCCGGCGCGGUCCCCGGCCACUACGCCACCGAAGACUUCCGGCCUCACCGCCCCAUCUUGAGCCCCGGAACGGGGAUGGGGGGUGGGCCGGGGCAGCAACACAUCACUGCUGGGACGGCGAUCGCGGGUGGCGUCCCCGGCAGCUUAGAGAGAUCGGCGGCGGCCAGCUGCCCCGGGGGGAGCGCCAACAACAGCGGCUCCUUCCUGGGCUCACUUUUCAGCAGCAAGCGCGUCAAACUUCCACCUGGGCCCCCACCGGGGCCACCCUACCCCGCACCUGUCCCCCCGCCCACCACGGGGGGGCCCCCACCUCUCUCCCCUUCAUCCCUGUUGGACGGGGGGCCUUCCAAGAUCCAGGCGCUGCACGCGCAGUACUGUCAUGCGGGUACCGCCCAGCCCCCACCGCCCUACUACCACCACCAUCGCUACCACGCCCAAAAUAUCCAAGCGGCGCCCCCCCACACUACGCUGGGGAGGGGCCCCCCAGCCUGCCGUAUGCCCGUUUGCCCCCCGCUGGUGCAUCUCUCCGGUCUAGCGGGUCGCUACACCAACGCGUCGGUCGGGCGUCCCCCGCCCCUUUCUCCUCUCUCCCAGCAUUCCCCCAACCCACAGUCGGCCCCGUACCACGCGCAGCCCCUGCGAGGGUGCGGCAAAGCGCCCCUAACCUUGUCUCUCUCCCAACCGCACUCGCAAACCCACCCUGGCCACGCCCACACGCCGCACCCGUCCGCACCGUUGGGCCACUUCAUUUUCGGCACCCUGCCCCACAAUCUGCCGUCCGCUACCGUCAACGCGUAUCACGCGGCCCCCGUCGGCCCGUUUCUGCCCCGGUUCCCUCCUCUCUCUUCCAUCCCCCCUCCCCCACCGCACUCCCCUUUACCCCCCCCUUCGUCCCCCCUUACCCCUCUUACGCCUCUCUCCCCUCUCCCCCUCCCCCCCCCAGCACCCCGCGCAGCCUCAGCCGGGGCCGCAGGCGACAGGGGCCGGAGCCACGGGUACGGCGGGCGGCUCCAAGUCCAAACCCGUCAAUCGGAUCAGCACCGUAGUGUGAGCCGGGCCCGUGCCUCCUCCGAUCACCGACCCCGGGCGGGGGCCGGAUCGUUCGGGCCCGAGAGCGACAGGAAGAAACGCAGCCUGCUUCGUCUUUGCUACUUUCACUUGCGUUUCCCGCAUACAUAG
Nerophis lumbriciformis (worm pipefish) is the source of this 4317-nucleotide messenger RNA. NCBI's taxonomy places the organism in Eukaryota, Metazoa, Chordata, Actinopteri, Syngnathiformes, Syngnathidae. The record is from RefSeq and is a predicted model, not a curated record.